Messenger RNA from Labeo rohita (rohu), 2336 nucleotides. RefSeq names its product BCL2 interacting protein 1a (gene bnip1a). Gene Ontology annotation, cellular component: endoplasmic reticulum; SNARE complex. Gene Ontology annotation, biological process: retrograde vesicle-mediated transport, Golgi to endoplasmic reticulum. Lineage: Eukaryota; Metazoa; Chordata; Actinopteri; Cypriniformes; Cyprinidae. The record is from RefSeq and is a predicted model, not a curated record. Bases 11 to 700 code for a protein of 229 amino acids. Gene Ontology annotation, molecular function: SNAP receptor activity. The transcript has 6 exons.
GACUGCAGCGAUGGCAUCCUCAGCAGAUGUACACGUCCGAAUAUGUGAACAAGAAAUCAUCAAGUAUGAUUUAGAAAUAAAAGCUCUCGUUCAGGAUGUCAGUGAAUGCACAGGACCACAAAGCGAACUGACAGAUUUAAAUUUUAAAGUAAAAGAAAAAUUCAACAAUCUUAGACAACGGAUUCAGGAUUUGGAGCAAAUGGGAAAAGAACAGGACAAAGAGUCUGACAAGCAGACUCUGCUCAAUAAAGCAGAAGGACAUCGGAAGCAGAUGCUUAGUAAUCAGACCGCUUGGAGGAAGGCGAAUCUCUCCUGUAAACUGUCCAUUGAUAAGCUGGAAAAGGAUGAUUUAUUAAAUUCAGAGGACAUGUCAAUAAGACAGAGAAAGAUGACGAAAGAAAGCCUCGCUCAGACCUCCAGUGACAUUACAGAGAGCCUAAUGAGCAUCAGCCGGAUGAUGGCACAGCAGGUUCAGCAGAGCGAGGAGACCAUGAGCACAUUAGCGACGUCUUCCAGGACCGUGUUGGAAACACAUGAAGAGUUUAAAGCCAUGACAGGAACUAUUCAGCUGGGCAGAAAGCUUAUCAUUAAAUACAAUCGACGAGAGCUUACAGAUAAGCUGCUCAUUUUCCUCGCUCUCGCUCUCUUUCUGGCUACAGUCUUGUACAUUCUGAAGAAAAGACUUUUUCCUUUCUUUUAAAUACAGACCAAAGUAUGAGCAAUGAACAUGUUGUUUUAAAAAGAAGAAAAAUGCACUUACAAGCUGUAAAAAUGUGUUGCUUUCCUUGUGAAAUUGUUGAUCAUGUCAUAGAAAUACAUACAUAAGUAUAUAAAUAAAUAAAUAAACAUAUAUAUAUAUAUACAUAUACAUACUACCAGUCAAACGUUUUUGAAGAAUAAGAUUUUUUAUGUUUUUUAAAGAAGUGUCUUUUGCUCACUACGCCUGCAUUUAUUUGAUCCAAAAUACAGCAAAAGCCGCAAUAUUGUAAAUAUUUUUACUGUUUAAAACAACUGCUUUCUAUUUUAAUAUAUUUUAAAAUGUAAUUUAUUUCUGUGAUCAAAGCAGAAUUUUCAGCAUCAUUACUCCAGUCUUCAGUGUCAUGUGAUCCUUUAGAAAUCAUUCUAAUAUGCUGAUUUGCUGAUUAUUAUUAUUAUUAUUAUCAAUAUUUAAAACAAGAGUACAAAUAGAAAAAAAAAAACCUUUGUAAUAUUAUACAUUAUAAUAUUACAAUAUUAUAUAUUUAUAUAUAUUUUUUAUAUAUUUUUUGGAAAUAAAUUAUAGAAAUUAAUACUUUUAUUUAGCAAGGAUGCUUUAAAUUGAUCAAAAGUGAGGAUAAAGAUAUUUAUAAUGUUACAAAAGAUUUCUAUUUCAGAAAAAUGCUGUUCUUCUGAACUUUCUAUUCAUCAAAGAAACUUGAAAAAAUUCUACUUAGUAGUUUUCAACAUAUUAAUAAUAAUAAAUGUUUUUUGAGCAGCAAAUCAGAAUAUUAGAAUGAUUUCUGAAGGAUCAUGUGACUGGAGUAAUGAUGCUAACAAUUCAGCUUUAAAAUCACAGGAAUAAAAUACUUUUAAAAAUAUAUUCAAAUAGAAAAAGUUAUUUUGAAUAGUAAAAAUAUUUUAAAAUUUUACUGUUUUUUGUUGGAUCAAAUAAAUGCAGGGUAUGUGAGCGGAAGAGACUUUUGUAAAAAAUAUUAAAAAUCUUAAUUAAAAACCCUUUGACUGGUUGUGUUUCUAGAUAGAUAGAUAGAUAGAUAGAUAGAUAGAUAAAAAAGACAUGUGAUGUGUGUUACUGUUGAAUGACCAAACUAUUAAAGCAGCAACUAAUUUCUUAUCAUUUUGUAGGCGUCAUAAAUGUCAUAAUGUUUCUGCCAUUAACUAUAAUGCGUCAUAUAUUUACAAUAACGUUAUUAUUAAGAGUAUAAUUAUAAAAACAAAUUUUGGAAAGUUAGACAGCAAAGAAAUCAUGCAAAAGAAGUGAAGUAUCAAUAAAAUCUCUUCAUUUUAAAAUGUUUUACAGUGUGAACCAAUGAUUAUUUCUGAUGAAAAACCUGGUCGAACCAAAUGUACAUUGCUGUUCAAAAGUAAGAUUUGUUUAGUGCCUUCAUAGUCUUUUAUGUUCACAAGGACUUUAUUUAUUUAAUCAAAAAUGCAGUGAAAACAGUACUAUUGUGAAAUAUUAUAAAUAACUGUUUUAUGUUUGAAACUAUGUUAAAACGUAAUUUGUUCCUGUGAUGCAAAGCUGAAUUUUCAGCAUCAUUACUGCAGUUUUCAGUGUCACAUGGUCUUUCAGAAAUCAUUCUAAUAUGCUGCUUUACUGGUCAUGUGUCUUAUAAAGA